Triticum turgidum subsp. durum (durum wheat) is the source of this 522-nucleotide messenger RNA. Lineage: Eukaryota; Viridiplantae; Streptophyta; Magnoliopsida; Poales; Poaceae. The record is from the annotation of a GenBank genome assembly.
AUGACGAAGGGCGGCGGCAGCGAGACGGGCGGGUGCCUCUGCAUCGGGGCGCCGAUGCGCGCGCUGUCGCGGGCGUGCGACUCGGCCUGCGACCUCUACGUGCGCGGCAUGUCCGGGUGCGCCACCCGCGUGCCGGCGGGGGCGGUGGCAGGCGGCCGCGGCUCCGGCUUUGUCAGAUCGGCCACGGCCGUGCACCUGUGGACGAGCUCCGACCGCGCCGACGACCUCGUCCGCGCCGGGUCGACGAAGCAGCGCCGCGUGGCGACGGCCGAUCAGCCGGCGGAUGUCGGGGCGGCAAAGAAGGGCCGCCUUAGUCCGGUGGCGCCGGCGAUCGUGCCGGCUCGGAGGAAGGGGCCGGCGAUGGCGACCAUCGCCGAGAACGGGCCGUGCGACUUCGGCGCCUGCGCGCUGAGGCCACCGGAGCUGAGGAAGCGCGCCACGGCGGUCGGCGGGCAGGGCGCGCCUGGCGGUGGGUUUGUCGCCGUCAUCGCGGGGACCGAGGCCUUCGCGGCUCGAUCGUGA